Messenger RNA from Exophiala xenobiotica, 1640 nucleotides. RefSeq lists its product as uncharacterized. NCBI's taxonomy places the organism in Eukaryota, Fungi, Ascomycota, Eurotiomycetes, Chaetothyriales, Herpotrichiellaceae. The transcript has a single exon. The record is from RefSeq and is a predicted model, not a curated record. The coding region runs from base 201 to 1379 and encodes 392 amino acids.
GAAACACUCAAUCUACCUCUGCACUAUUUUGGUCUGUUUCGACGAUCUCACAGCCUAGAGAUGCUAUAUACCCACGUACCCCUGAGCACACACCAUCCUUUCGUGCCAUGUUCUAAGAUAGGUGAGCCGGGGUUCUAGUCAAAGCAUCCCACGCCAGACACGGUUGCUGUCUCAGCCUCGACAACCGGCGUGGCGUGAUCAUGGAACACACGACUGCGUCUUCUACCCUCCCGCGGGUGGUUCCAGGCACAGCUGCGGGGUUGAUAGCCUCAAUCGACCCUGAAUUGACGUACCUGCUCCCGAAUCGGUUCGACGGGGACAUCUUCUCUUCUUUUGUGGACGGCACAAAAACUGCCGACAGCACCAUCAAUGAUAUUCUUUCCUCAGCUCGGGACAAACCUUUCAUCUCAUUCGACGACCACUUCCUCUCCUUGCUUGGCUCGAGCCCAAAAAUUGAACUGAUUGACGAGCGCGAGGAAAACUUCGCAGGUGAGGCAGGCGUCUGGAUCCGCGAGCGUAACGAAGUCUGGUACACGACAUGGAUUGUCGAUGGUCCCACCCAUGUCGAGAUUCUUGAUCUCCCUUCACGAACCGUGCGCAAGCUGCAACCGUCGCAGCCUCUGGAGAAUCCCAACGGCGGCUAUUUCCACGAUGGACUCGUCUACUUCACAUGUGUGCGGGACGAUUCAAGAGGCUGGCCUGGCGGAGUCGUAUCUGUUGAGCCUAACACGGGUCAUGUCGAAACCGUCCUCAACUCCUACUUUGGUCUCAAGUUCGAUACCAUUGACGAUCUAUGUUGGGUCACCAAAGCUGGGACCAACGAGUCCUACAUGUUCAUCACAGUACUUCCUUUUCCACACCCUGUGUCGAACAAUAAUAUUACUGUUCCUCAAGGUCUUUGGCGAUGGGAUCCGCGCCAAAAGCUCCUGCUUCCAGCAACUAGCCGCACCGAGUUUCCGGUUGCUAAUGGUGUACGCCCGUCCCGCGAUCACCGCAGUCUAUGGGUCACAGACUUUGGUGGAGAGGAGCGUAGUCGCAUCUGGGGUUUACCUGCUAAGCUUGGAGCUCCGGCAGUAUAUCGCUACGACCUCGACGAGGAUAUGUGGCCCGUUCGCAAGCGCAUCUUCUCCGUGGCUCGAAUGCAGGCCCCAGACGGCAUUAGGCUUGACGACCGUGGUCGGGUGUGGACAGCAGAGGGUGAGGGCGUGGUAGUACGAAGCGCUGAGGGAAGAGUACUGGGAAUCUUCAAUGCGCACUUCUUCACACGCGACCCCGUCAAGACAGCCAUUGUACAAUUCGAGCUAGCGGGCAAAACCCUUGUUAUCCUUGGUCAGAAUAGGCUCUGGACGAUUGAGCUGAACGAGCAGCUUGUGCAGUAGCCGGGGCUGGCGCAGCGUGGAACGCUCAAAGAUGCCUGAUGGCGUCCACACGAUAUGAUUCGUGCUGCGCUAUCAAGGACAGUGUGCAAGGCUGAACAAGUAUAUUCAGUCAGACAAGGAACGAAACCAACCCAAAGCACACUGGUUACUGGAGUUGUCCAGUACACUUUCAAUUAUCUCUACGAAUAUUAAGUAGCAGCAGGACUUCACACGUGCUCACCCUUUGGUUCGCGAGGCUGUGCGAGCUUUUUGUUUCGAAAG